Molecule: messenger RNA, 5066 nt
Organism: Electrophorus electricus (electric eel)
Lineage: Eukaryota; Metazoa; Chordata; Actinopteri; Gymnotiformes; Gymnotidae
Gene: myom3
Product: myomesin 3
Biological process (GO): sarcomere organization
Cellular component (GO): M band
Molecular function (GO): protein binding
Source: RefSeq, a predicted model, not a curated record
AAGAGAGAGAAAGAGUGGAGUACAGGGUGAAGGACAGAGAGAUUGAAAGUAAGAGAGAGAGAGAACAAGAAAUACAAACCCUUCGAGGACCUUACAGACUGGUGACGUAGCUCUACCCCGAAGACGAACGUGGUGGUCAUCAGCUUGCCAUGGCAACCAAAAUAGUAACAUUUCAUUGCCUGGAGGCCCAGGAGGAGCAGAUGUCUCACAGCAUGGAACUGUCCUCUCAGCUCAGGAAGAAGAAGUUUACAUCCAGUGAUGAAGAGGCCUCCCUCUGCAAGUUCUAUCCCAUCAUCCCCGGCGACAUCAUGUCAGUAAAGGAGAUUCUAACGGAGCCCAAAUUCCCACGUCACAGGACAUGGGAGGUCCUGAGGGAAACCCUGGCUGACGAUGAGCUCCGCCAAAGGGACCAGUGGACGCUUUUUGGUAACGAGGCCGAAAAGGUCGAAGUCGAGGUGAUCCGCAACCAACACGAGGUCCGCAGGCGGGUGGACCGCUUGGCGCUGCGCAGAGAGGCACAGCGAAAGGCCUCCAUGCACCUGAGGUUUCUGGAAGACUUGAGCAUGAAGGCCCCAGACUUCCCCAUCCCCCUGCGCCCACACACCAUGUGGGAGGGCAUGACUGUCCAACUCUCCUGCACCUCCCAGGGCAGCCCGGCUCCCUGCAUCACCUGGUACAAAGAUAACGUGCCUCUGAGAGAGACACCACAGCCCUGGAACUACAAGCUGCAGCAGAAAUACGGCCUCAACACCCUGGAGAUUAGAAGGUGUAGCCCUGCCGAUGCUGGGGAAUACAAAGUGGUGGCUAGAAGCUGCUUGGGUGAAGCGAGUACCUUCGCCACACUGGCGGUGAACUCAUAUCACGGCACGGAGGCCGGUCUGCUGCGCGCCCAGACCGCGGGCCCAGUGCUGGACCAGGAGGCAUCAUUCGCCUCCACUUUCCCUCCAACCUUUGUGAAAGAGGGGGAGAACCUGGUCCUCGUCUGUGGCUUCUCCUCCCCUCUGCUCCCCUUCCAGCAGGAUGUCACCUGGUUCAGAGACGGGGUGCCUCUGCGUCCAGCUGGCCACGUGGAUCUGCAGACAGACCUGCGCACUACCACGCUCAGCCUGAAGGGGAUGCUCAAGGAGCAUGAGGGGCUUUACUCGGUCCACCUGCGCACCUGGGAUGGCACCGUAGAACACAGCGCUUUCGUCUAUGUCAAAGAUGGACCGGCUGCUGUUUCUGGGGCAGCCGGGUCUCCUCUGCAGGUUGGCUGCUCUGACGUGAACAGGGACUACGUCUUCCUCUCCUGGAAGCCUCCCAGUGCAGACGGAGCAGGCCCGGUGCAGGGAUACUUCAUCGAGAGGUGUGAAGUAGGCACCAGGAAGUGGAUACGCUGUAACGAGCUCAUCCAGCCACUGUGUCACUACCCUGUCAUGGGUUUGAACGAGAACACCAUGUACCAGUUCAGAGUGUGUGCAGUCAACCAGGCCGGCGUGGGACGCCCAUCUAAACCCACCAACCCCAUCCUCACCUCUGACCCUAUGGAGCCCAGCAGGACUAUGGUGGUCAAGGUAGAGAGAGGGAAAGAGAUUGUGAUCACCAAGGACCAGCUGGAAAGUCAGAUCCGCGUUCCAUUUCCUCCGACAGACGUGCGUGUGUGUGAGCUGAGUGACACCUAUGCUGUGAUGUGUUGGACCGAGCCAGACCCGCGGGGCAAGGAGCCACUCAGCUAUUUCGUGGAGCGGUCAGAAGCAGGGAAGGAGAGCUGGCACCUGGCCAGCUUUGAGAAGAGGAUCAGCUCGACUAGGUUCGCUGCCUUUGACCUGCAGAAGGGGAAGACGUACCGUUUCCGAGUGCGCUCCGUCAACAAGUACGGUGUCAGCGAGCCGUCAGAAGCCAGCCAGCCUGUCUCCCUGCAGGAAGCGCUCGGCAUACCUGCAGCAGCCCACUCUGUUCAGGCCAUCAGGGACACUGCCAAUUCAGUCCUACUGCAGUGGAAAGAGCCCAAAAACCCAGAGGGCAUUCUGGGAUACUACCUAUACUGCUGCGAGUUGGGGACCUCAGAGUGGAGAACCAUCAACAACAAACCAGUCACCUGCACCAGGUUUACAGUGCACGGCCUCAGAACCGGAAAGGAGUACGUGUUCCGUGUGAAGUCCGUGGGUCGAGCUGGAAACAGCCGCUAUUCUGAGGAAUCCGAGCCGCUCCGAGUGAGGGCAGCCAAGCUGGUCCCGACGGCCCCGUCUGCCAUUUCUCUCCUCCGCUGCACGGGCAUUGAGAUGGUGAUCGCCUGGCGAGCCCCUGCCAGCAACGGCGGAGACCCCGUGCGUGGCUACUACCUGGACCAGCGGGAGAAGUCCCAGAGCACAUGGUCAGAGGUCAACGUCAGACCUGUCAAGGAUAGGGUGUACACGGUGUCCGGUCUCCGGGAGGGACACUACUACCAGUUCCGUGCGUUUGCAGAAAACCUCAUAGGAGUGGGUAGACCUUCUGUGCCCAGCGAGGCCUUUCUGUGCGAGCAGUGGACAAUGCCCGUGCCUGGCAGCCCUUAUGAUCUGGAGUUACGAGAGGUUAGGCAAGAAUCCCUGGUCCUGUUAUGGGCGGAGCCUCUCUAUCAAGGACAGUCAGCAGUCACUGGUUAUGUGGUGGAGAUCAGUCCAGGGGAGGAGUCAGAGGACUGGACCGCUGUGACAAAGAAGCCAAUCACAGACACCCAAUUAAAGGUGUCUGGGCUGCAAGGUGGUCAGAUUUACCGCCUGCGUGUGUCCGCCGUCAACAGUGCUGGAGUAGGAAGACCCUCUCUCCCCACGGAGCCAAUCAAAGCCCAGACCAGCCCAGGAAGCAGAGACAUCGAGAUCGGGGUCGAUGACGACGGCUUCGUCUUCAUGAGCUUCGAGGGCCCUGAGACUGCUGACAAAGGCGAGGUGAAGUGGAAUAAGAACUACAGAGAGCCUAUUGAGGCCGGAAGAGUCCGCUUGGAGAGCAAGCAGAACAAGUCCAUUCUCACCUUCACGGCCGCCUCAGAGGAGGACCUGGGCCUCUAUACUGCUGAAAUGACUGAGACCCCUGGCAUCUCCUCCGGUUUCAAUUUCACCGCAGCAGAUCUGGAGCGACUGAUGGAGCUGAGCUGGCAGGUCCGACACCCACUGAUCAGUCUGCGGUCGGAGGGCUGGCAGGUGGAGGUGUUGGAGCAGGGAGCUGUGCGUCUGUGGCUGCAGACCGAGCCUCUGAGCAAGGGUGCCGAACUGCGCAUGAUUCUCAACGACAGAGAGAUCUCCAGCACACCGGCACGCAGGAUCGGAUUUGACAGGGAGAAUGGACUAGUGGACAUUCUAUUUAAUCAGCUGGCAAAGGAGGAUGAAGGUUCCUACACAGCUCAGCUCAAGGAUGGCAGGGCUAAAAACCAGUUCACACUGGUCCUGGUGGAUGAGAAGUUCAAGCAAGCCGUGGCCAAAGCCGAGGCCAAGAGGCGGGACUGGAAGAGGUGUGCAGGUCCCCACUUUGAGGAGUUUUUGUCCUGGACUGUGACAAAUGACUGUGAGAUGAUUCUGAAAUGCAAGGUGACCAACGUGAACAAGGACACGAAGCUGAAAUGGUUUAAGGAUGGUGUGGAGAUCACGCAGGCCACAUACGAGCAGUCUGGAGUUGGCAAGUAUACAGUUGCCCAGGUGACACGUAAGGAAGCAGGCGUGUACCGGGCCGUUGUCUCUGACAGCAGAGGAGAAGACGAGAGCAUGCUGGAGUUAGUGGACAAGGAGUUUGACAAGCUUACGCAGCAAUUGAGCAAACAGUGCGCUCUCUCCGCCGGCCCCGUGAGGAUCCAGUGCACGGCAGCCGGCUUUAAACUCUACUGCUCUCUGAAGGACUAUCUGAGCUACGUGAAGACCAGCUGGUACUUCAAAGAGAAGAAGAUUGAUCAGGAGGAGAGAACCAAACCUGGCAGCAGUAUGCAGAAAGUCUGGAUCGAGAUAUUCAGCCCCACUGAAUAUGACAAAGGGAAGUACACCCUGCAGAUGCUCGAUGGGCAGGAGACACACACGCGCUCUCUGGAUCUGUCCGGACAAGCAUUUGCAGAUGCUCUGCUGGAGUACCAGAGACUGAAGCAAGUUGAAAUUGCUGAGAAAAACCGUGCCAGAGUCACGAAGGGAUUACCAGAUGUGGUGGCCAUAAGGGAAGACAAGUCUCUGUGUUUGACCUGUUUUGCCGACGGUGACCCGGCCCCGGAGAUGUCCUGGCUAAAGAACGACCGGGAGAUCCCCUCGGCGGGACGCUACCACAUUGCCCUCGACAACAAGUGCUCCACCCUCACCAUCCACACUGUGAACAUGGAGGACUCGGGCAACUACAGCAUGUUUGUGCGCAACAAGCACGGCACGGAGACGGUCAGCGUGACCGUCAGCGUGUACAAGCACGGAGAAAAGCCACGGGCCGAUGCCAUCGAAAUGUAGCGCACAGCAGGUUCGAGGACGCGUCCAGUUCGAGGACGCGUCCAAUGCAGUGUUACUACAAACUAGCCCCCAGGAUUAGCUUACGAUGUAGUACCAGUACCAGUACAAAGCGUAUGGUCAGCAUGUGUACUGAAUAGUUUAUUGGAUGUGAAAGCCUCGGUUAAUGGCAGGGAAACCAGCCAAUCAGCUGUACCCAGAAUCCCAGAUAGGGAAUUAAGAGCACAUCAGUCCAGAGGUUAACCAAGCAAAAGGCCUGCAAGUCUGUUUGAUUUGGUUUGUUUCUGUGUUACUGUUGAGUGGAAUGAAACUAAAAGGCCUUUUCUUUCAUUGUUUUUUGUUUGUGUUUUGCUUAUUUGGUUUGUAGCAUGAUGGUGCCUGUCUUAAUUUUUAUGGUGCAAAAGAAAUAAACAAAUGGGUCAGGGUACGUGUUGUAAUAAGACGUGUGUGUGUGUGAGAGAGAGAGAGAGAGUGAGAAAAAAAGGGCAAAGGGCUCAGCUCACUAAACUGGGCUUUUUAAAAACAUGAAAAUCAGAGGCCAUCUUUUUCUUUGUGCAAGUUGAAAAGCAAAUAGUCCAGAGUGUCAUUAACCUGCUGUCCAUCUGAACAGUGAGGCUGGCCUCACUACACAUCAAUAAA